Messenger RNA from Mobula hypostoma (lesser devil ray), 7028 nucleotides. RefSeq lists its product as uncharacterized. Bases 232 to 4029 code for a protein of 1265 amino acids. Gene Ontology annotation, biological process: regulation of transcription by RNA polymerase II. The record is from RefSeq and is a predicted model, not a curated record. Gene Ontology annotation, cellular component: nucleus. Lineage: Eukaryota; Metazoa; Chordata; Chondrichthyes; Myliobatiformes; Myliobatidae. Gene Ontology annotation, molecular function: DNA-binding transcription factor activity, RNA polymerase II-specific; protein binding. The transcript is spliced from 7 exons.
CGGUGGAAGAGUCAAGAGCCGCCGGCUGCUGUGGAGUUGUCUCCGCCGCUUUCGGCCAGUGAGGGAGAUAUUGAGUAAAUUAAUUAUAUAUAAUUAAAAAAAGAGAGAGAAAGUAAGGGGGGCAGGGAGUGGCGGGCACCGUUGAUAAGCAGAAAGGAGGAAGGAGAAAAAUAUAUUUUAAAAAACGUACCAAAGAGUAAGGGAAGGGGAAAAAAGAAACUAAUUUAUUUAAUGAAGAAAACAGGGGCCUGUAAAAUGGCCGGCGACAGCGGCACGUCCGAGGUGGUCAGCCGGUAUUUAAAGGACGCCGACGAGCCGCGCUCGACGCUCGGCGGCGGUUCAGCGGCGAAGGCCGGCGAUGAGGAGGAGGAGGAAGAAGAGGAGAAAAAUCUCGGCGGGGAAGGAGGCGCCGCUGCCUCCUCGGCGGGCCACGGCUCCAAGGCCGCCUCGGCUUACGAAGUGAUAAACGGGAUCUUGUACCGUAAGAGGCUGGAAAGGGGGGCGACCAGCUACACCGAGGUGCUGGUGGGCGCCGCCGCCGAGCAGCGACGCGCUGUCAUCGCCUCGUUCCACCAGCAGCCGGCGGCCGGCCAGCGUCACUGCACCAUGGAAGAGACGUACAAGAAUGUUUCUGAGAACUAUUGGUGGGAAGGGAUGUUUCCAGACAUCAGAGAUUAUGUACAAGGAUGCAAUCACUGUAAAGACAGGAAGGAUAAUCUUCUGAUUUCGGAAGAAAAGUACAUAACUGGUAAAUUGACGACACACUGCACUAAAGUGCUUGAGAGAUUGAACAGUCAACGAUCUAAAGGACUUUUUUGUGAUGUGACUUUGAUAGUGGAGAAAACAUCCUAUCCAGCUCACCGUGCUGUUUUGGCUGCUGUUAGUGAAUAUUUCCAGGAUCUGUUUUCAGAGAAAGGAUCCACGUCUAAUAAAGUUGUGGAUUUGAAAGGAUUCAGCAGCAAGAGUUUUCUCCCACUUUUGGAAUUUUCCUACACGUCUUCACUAUCUGUGAAACCGGAUUAUUUUGCUGAAAUAUGUGCUUUAGCCAGGCAUCUAAGGAUUUGGGAAGUGGUUGAAAUGUGUGCAGCACUCUGCAAGUUGCAUGGAACUGGGAACAGCAAAGCACAUAAAGAGGAAUCCAGCAAAGAGGAGAAAAAAGAAUUUUCUUCAUAUGAAGUUUGUAUUGAUCAGUCUUUAAUUGGACCUAGACAACACGUGCCUCCUAUUUACUAUCCGUUUGAUCAGCUGGAAGAUGAUACAGCACAACCGAAACUUGAUAAUUUCGGUAGAAGUGUGUUUUCUCCAGGAUCACAUUCAACAGUGAUUCAGGGAGAAACAAAAGUGCCAGAUUUUACUUUUAAGCUUCAAGAAAUGCAGUCAGGACUUUCCAAAGAUAAAGUGGCACCAGCACAUUCUGAAACCUCUGUUGGUAACCUGGAGGUGGAGACACUGGAAAAUCCCAGUAGACGAUUUAAAUUAUUAGGCUAUUCUGACAAAACUCCACUGAAAACACAAACGGUUAAAUCUUCAUCACAGAAGUGUUCAUCUGCAAAUAAAGUGACUAAUAUUCCUACCUCUUUAGAACUGAAAUUUGCAGAUAAGUCAAGAGAUCUUUAUAAUCAAAGAAAAUGCAACUUUGAGAAAACACCCACAAAGUCCAAAUCACAGACAAGAGUGUCGAAGCACCUGGAUUAUAGCGUUGCUGGCCCUCAGGACAACUCUGGUUGUAAAGGAGUAAACACACUUCUCCGGUCACCUGUCAAACAAGUAGCCACUGAAGAAGAACUUUACUCUCCUAAUGUGAAUGAGAAAUAUAAAUUACUUAGUGUAUUGGGGUUACAGAGGAAAACGUCUGUUACUGAUGGUGAAGAACAGGCUAGCUGGAAACAAAAAAGGAGACUUCGACAACCUAAAGUUAGAAAUUAUUCCUUGCUUACUGGAAUGAAGAAAAGAAGAAUAAAUUGUGCAAAAAGCCAAUUACAACCAGACCAGAUGAAAGCAAAAGGACUUGCCAAUUGCUUUGUUGUCAUUGAAAAGAUCCUACCAUCAAUACAGAAGCAAAAUGGAGACAAUCAACAAUUAAACAAAGCAUUGUUUGCACUAGAGAAAACUGAACCUUUAAAUUGUAAACUUAAUUUCUCUCAGGGUUGUACUGGAAAGGAAGUAGUUUGUAGCCCAAGUAAAAUACAGGUAAAGAACCCUAAAUCUGAGACAGAAGGCUGUUUACUUGAGAAGAAAAUCCAGCAAAGAAAGAAAUGUAGCAGUGGAAGUUUUCCAUUAACCAAAAAGUCACAAUGCCAAACAAAUUCCAGUAUUUCUAAACCAGGCAAGAAGGAUAAGUCGUCAGUAAUCUCUGUGGAGGAAAUAGCAGUGUCAUCAAAAACUCCUCAUGGCCACAGUGGUAUAGAAGGGAGUGCAUUGACCAGGCGAACCAGAAGUUGUACCUCGUAUACUACGCCGGUAAAAUGUUCUUCCUCGCGAGGAAGCACUGCUGCUAAAACAUCUCCAUGUUUGAUACAUCACGGUCAAAGUGGCAGAAGAACUAGACAGUUAUACAAGGCCAUAAUAAACUGUAGAAAGUGUAAAUUUAACAACUUGGACUCCGUGCCAAGUCGUUCUCAAAACGCUGCUCAGAAAAAUAUAUCAGAAAGAACACUCCUGAAGAAUAAACUACUGAAAAAUAAGCUAUCAUCAGAAGAGUGUAAUUUUCAUGAAAAUCGAAAGCUGGUUUGUGAUGAUAUCUGUGUGACAGUGCCAUCAAAAAGAAAAGGAAGGCAAGUUCUGAAUGUGGAUCUGUUUAACCAAGUGCCUGCAAAAGCAGAAAGUAAUGUUGGAAAGCUUAAGGAAAAAUGUGAUGGCAAAAGCUUAGUUCCAAAUGUUUGCCAAAGUACUUCUGAAGAGGAGAAAGAAGAGAAGGCAGCAGCCCUACUGGAUAGGAGAAGACAGCGGACAAAUUCAUCACAAUUGAGAUGUAAACAAGAGAAGAUGAAACAAGAACAAUUAAAAACUGUUUCCAAGAAGCCGGAAAAGCAGAUCCUUAUCAGGUCCAGUGAAACACAACAAUUUAAAAGGAAAGUAGAAAGGACAGGGUGCCGAUCUUUGGAUGCUGAAAAACAGAGUUAUUUGCAUAGCAUAAAAGAUCCAGCGCUGGGUAAGAGGAAACGCAUACCUACACAGAAGAUUAUUGAAGCUGGUCUUUCCUUAGGAUUUCUUGUAUCAUCUCAAAAUACUGAUAAAAUUAAUAAGUUACCUGUUCAAACCAAAUGCAAACAGUUCAGUUUGUCUCCAAGUCACAUGAGGAACAACCAAGCAGCUAAAACAAAGAUACGUGUAAAGGCAUAUUCUAAAAUAACCACUUCUAAUGAACGAGCAGCCACUAAUAGAAGACAGAAUUGUAAUACAACUCAGAGAAAGUUGAAACAUUCAGAAGUUUUAAAAAGGAGGAAAGAAAAUGUGGCAGCAAAACUAAAGAGAAUGAAACCUGUUGUUUUGUAUGGAAAGAAGCUAUUAAAUUUGAACAUUAAGAAUACACUGGGUAAUAAACGGUCAAAACCUAACGCAAAAGCAAAUAUUAUGAAGAAAGUUACACAACUGUCUACCUCACAGAAGGCAGUAAAGUUGCAACAAAUAGCAAGUGCUAGUUCAAGAAUUACAAAUUCCAAGAGCCUACCAAAGAAUUUGCGGGGAGCUGCACAAGUACUGAAGAAAUUGCAGCCAAAACUUAAGGGAUCAUUAAAAUUAACUCCAAGAAGCAAACACAUAGCCGAAGAAAGCAUGAAAAAGACCAAAGUUUCAAGAGCCCACACUUGCCACGAAUGCUGUGCGACGUUCACAAAUUGUGACUCUCUGUUCCUACACAGAAUGAGCCACAUUAGGGGAAAGCGCUGGUUGUGUCUUUUGUGUGAUAAAACCUUCUAUGGCCAGAAGAAAGCCCAAGUUCACCUUCGCAGUCAUAGUGAGAAGCUGUACAGAUGUAAAGUCUGUGUCACAGUAUCAAAGAAAGAAAAGUCAUUUCAGUACAAGCGGUAAGAAAUUGCAGAGUGGAUGGGCCAAAGAACUGAAGUGGUUGCAAGCUGGAGAAAGAAAUUGCUUUGAUACAUCUAAAUUUAUGAUAACAUCAAGACCAGAGGAAUUAUGCAAAAAGGGGCUGAUUUUUGCAGUGUUUGUAUUAGAACAUUUAAUAACAAUUGGGUCUCCUCCAACUUAAUUCCCAUGCUGUCUGUAAAGAGUUUGUACAUUCUCCCCAUCAACUGCAUGGAUUUUCUCCGGCUACUCCAGUUUCCUCCGGCAGUCGAAAGACGUAGUAAAUUGGUCAUUGUAAAUUGUCCUGAGAUUAGGCUGGUGUUAAAUAGGUGGGUUGCAGGACGGUGUGGCUUAUUGAGCCGGAAGGGCCUGCUCUGCGCGGUAUCUCUAAAUAAAUACGCUAAAUUAUUCUUCAGUGAGCAAAAAAUGGAGCCCAAUGUUAUUCACAUUUCAUACCACUCAAAACAUUCAAAUUAUUUUAUAAAAAUUGUCCAACCGUUAAAUAUUGUCAAAGUUGAGAGGUUCUUUGUUCCAGAAAUUGAAUCUUACCUGUUAUUUUUCUGUCCAGGAGUGUAGAUGCCUUCAUGGAAGCCUUGUACUCUGGCUGAAUAGCGGUUAAUUUGGAAUGGGUAAAACUGUGCCUUUAAGAUUUAUUGUAUACGUUAAAACAACAGUGGUUAUUGAAGUCUCAUCGUGGGUCCCAGGGCUUCCCAAUCUGACAUCCACGGCCCCCUUGCUUAAUGGUAUUGGACCAUGGCAUAAAAAAAGGUUGUGAGCCCCUCUAAACAAAUGCAUGACUGGUUCCUAUGCACUGGAGGUUGGUGACUAGUAACUUGAUAGAGUAGGAAUCAUAUUUGGUGUUGAUCUGUGGUUAUAGUCAAGAAUUUGAUGUAACCAUUACUGCUAGAAUGAGGCAAUUGUGCAAAACACUGUAAUGUUCUGUAGAUAACUGGAUAUAACUACUGUUGUAAAUAUUCAGAAAGAUGUAUGUGCAGUCUAUUUAAAAUGUGGUUAUAUAAUUAACAGUCUACACAAACUAACUGGUGAAAAUUUCAUGCUUUAUAUUUAUGAACUAAUGAUAUAGCUAUAGGUUUACUACUUUUUAAGAUAAGUUUUUAAUGUAUCUUUAAACAGUUGCACAUUUUAUCUUGUAGAACACCAGUUUUUUUUAAAAAGGGAACUUUAAAAAAAUUUGCAAAAGGUGCUUACUGUAAUCUUGCAGUUGAAAGGGCCAUUUAAUGUUUAGGAAGCUUUUUCCUUCUGCUAAUAUAACUGGUUUGGUUGUAUACGUUUAACUAUCUUGGAUGUAUUUCCAUCCCUGACAAGCAUGCAACAAUGCAUGUGUGCUUGAGCACACUCUAGCCUGCUGCUCAGGUUUGUUUAGCUGAAUGUAUUUGAGAAGGUGAAAAUUUGAAUCUGUUUUAUUUUUCAAUUGUUUAUGCCCAUUAGAAUUCUCUGUUUGAAAUUUUGCCAGUCUGAAGACUGGAAUACUCCUCUCAUCUCACCUUAUCUUGAUUUCAACAUGUUGAAACUAACAAACUUGAACAUUUAUAUUGAGGAAUUAAAAUUCAGGUUCUAAACAGUCUCCGCAUCAGUUCACUCACCUGUGGCCUCUUCCAGUCAGUUAGAUUCUGUUGAACUCUGUACCUGAACUAUGAAUUUUCUACGUUUUCCCAGGUAUAGUUUUCUAAUGAAAUCCUUACAUUUGUAGAAGAAAGUCCUGUCGAGGUGGAAAAUAGAAAGGGUCCUUGCAUAAAUUGUAUUUAUAAAAAGAAUCACUGCUGAAGUUAAAUCAUUUAUUUUCUAGCCUCCAAUUUUCUUUGUUUUCACUUUAUUAAGCUACAGGUGGACCUCUAUGGUGGCCUUUUAAAAUGUGAUUCAGAAGUCUAACAUGUUAUUAAUGGUAGUGCGAUCACUUAGAGUCAAGUAUGAUGUUCUCCUGCUGGGCUCUCAGGUGGUUGUGGAGGCUGAUCUGGAAUCCAGAUAUUCUGGUGCAGUCUGAGCAAGAGCAAGUGGUUAAUGGUUGGGUUGAUGUAGCUGAACCAAGUAGCUUUGCUGCACACGUCCUUUUGUUUCAGGAGCUAUAUUAGAAAUCCUGACAAAUGAAACAUCAUUCAGCAAAAAGGUAGUUAAUAUUUUGAAAGGACAAAUACCUGAAAUGCUGAACAAAGUGACACAUGCUUUUAAUGUUAAAUAUACCUCCACUUCGUCAUGGUUUUUCCUCUUACAGUCUCAGGUUAGUGUAUUCUGUUGCAGGGCUUUGUAUAAUGGAACUGCUUACGUUAAAGUCACAAUACAUGUAGAAUAAAAUCCAGUACCUUGUGUUAUGAUGUGCUACUGUAUAGUGGCUUGUUCCCAUUGGGGGGAAAAUAAUCUAUAAACUGUUUAUAUUGUUGAAUUUGGUUCCCAUUCCAAAUAUUUUAAACUUUUUAGGAAUGUAAAUUUUGUAUGAACAUUAACACCUGAAUUUUUGUACAUAAAGUUCUAAGGAGUUUUACAAUGUUAAGAUCUUUAUAAUAUAGUUUUGAAAAUCCCCAGGAAAGAUUAAUGAAAUUGUUUUUAUUUUACUAUUUUGUAAUUUAACUUUUGUUAGGUAGAUUCAGAAUAGAUUUUUAAGUAACAAAAUGUUGAUCUAUUAAGGUACUUGUUACUAUAUAUGUUCUACAAAUAAUUGUUUUCCAUCACCCUUUUUAAUUACAGUGAUCCUAUAAGUUCCUUUUCAUAUGGGACUUCUACUUAUUUUUAAUCAUAAUUAUACAAUUAUAGAAGCUGUAAAAUAUAAACAAGAUGUUAAUUUCAUCACAAAAGUUUUAUUUACAAUGUGAAGGUAUCCACAGAUUGCAGUUAAAUAUUUUCUCCAUAUAGCUUCUGUGGCUACCAUGUUAAUGAUGAAAAUUGCCAUGAACUACAGAAUAUAUUUUGAUCUCUUUGAAAAUUGUUUCCCAGAGGAAACCAGUCCUGUCUAAUUCUUCACUUUGUUCUUUUUAUUAUUAUACAGAACCAAU